AUGGCCCUCAGGGCUGAAAUAAAGACAGGACAGGCAAAGAAGACCCUCAAGAAGCCCAUUUACCAGGGACCCGAAGCAGAAGUCCUAGCCCCACCACCACCACCUCCAUACGUUCCAACUACUGUGGUGGCGCCUGCCCCUGCCCCCAACGCUCCACCGCCGCCCCACUACGUGGCUCCAGGAGCCGAAGCAGCAGGAGGGAGGUUAUCAGCCAAAGUAGAAGAACACAUGGCAGAACCCAGUGACGAGACCCUAGAUGAAUUGUACCCCGACCUUAAAGAAUUGAGGGAUCAGGUGGACAAAUAUAAGACAAAUACCACCAUGACAACUAGAAUGAAUACCACGCUGUAUCGAAAAGCUGAAGAAGCUUAUCGUAGGGCCCUAGAAAAAGCAAUAGGACUGUAUAUAAAACAGCACAGGUCCACCGCAGAGACAGGAACAGGAGUCCUGGCCCCCCUUCGUGUAGUGUGGGACAAUCCGCCUCCGGAACCCGUACAGGCGGCACCCGUACAGGCGGCAGGUCAAGGCGCAGGUCAAGGCGGUGCCCAAAACAUCCCGCCGCCGCCUCCGCAGCCUAGGACUUUCACCCUUCAAUACAUACCUUUCUCAACGGUGGAUCUGCUUAAUUGGAAGACCCACACCCCAGCAUUUGCUGAGAAGCCCCAGGCAAUGCUGGACUUGCUAUCCUCUAUAUUUGCAGCGCAUGAACCCAAUUGGUCAGACUGCCAACAAUUACUGAACACUCUUUUCACUUCAGAGGAGAGGAGGAGGAUAAAUACACAGGCUUGGGAAUACCUUAAAGAAAACCAGGUGCCUGAACAAGAGUGGCCUAAUCGGUACCCCUUAACUGACCCUCGGUGGGACCCUAACGAGGCAGGAAUCCGUGCCACCCUAAAUACCUACCGCGAAAUACUCCUACAUGGAGUGCGCAGGGCAGCUAGGAAGCCUACGGACCUGUCUAGAGUGGCAGCCGUCGUGCAACGGGCAGAUGAAAGUCCGGGGGAUUUCUUGGAACGCCUGAUGGAGGCUUAUAGAAUUUGGACCCCCUUUGAUCCCGAAGCCCCUGCCCAUGAGUUAAUGGUGAAUGCCGCCUUCAUAGGACAGUGUGCAAAAGACAUCAGAACAAAGAUCCAAAAACAGCCCGGGUUCCAGGGCAUGUCUAGAUCUCAAAUUAUGGCUAUUGCCCAGAAAGUAUUUGAACAGAGGGGAGAGGUUGAAAAGAAGGAGAAAAAGCAAUGGAUGAAGGAAAAGGCAGCAGUGAUAGCCGCGGCAAUGGCUCAUAACCCAGGGACCCGAGAGGUCCGCCGCAGCCAUUCAGAGACCCGAGGCCGGGGAGGAGGCAGAGGUCAAGUUUUAGGAAGAAACCAGUGUGCAGUCUGUAAGCAGGAAGGUCACUGGAAAGACGAAUGCCCUCAGAAUCGGCCAGGACGGAUGGGAGGAAACCGAGGACGAGAGCGAAGGGGCAGGCUAAUGGAUGGACGAUAUGCGAGAGGGCCGGACCGGACAGACCUUGUAGGUCUGGCAGCCAUGGGAGAAUACCAAGACUACCAAGACUAGGACAGACCGGGUUCCUCCUUUGUAGGCACUCAGCCAGCCUUUUCAGGUUCCCACUCGGAACCCAUGGUCAAGAUCAAACUAGGGAACCGACUUGUAGAUUUUAUGAUCGAUACCGGAGCCCAAUACUCGGUGAUAACCACGCCCCUACAACGGGAAAGCCACAAAACAGUGAGCAUAGUUGGGGCAACUGGCAACCAUUCAAGGAAACCUUUUCUGCAACCCUUGGACUGUCAGAUCGGGGGGCGACACCUGACCCAUCAGUUUCUGUAUAUACCUGAAUGCCCCGUGCCCUUGUUGGGAAGGGAUGUCCUCUCCAAACUACAGGCUCAAAUCACCUUUACUCCUAAAGGACCCGAAUUAAAACUGCCUCCACAGGCGAGCGGCAUAAUGUCAGUCACAGUACCUAGGGAGCAUUCAUGGGGACUCAUAGCAGCUCUAGCCACGGAGCCACCGCCAGCCCCCUGCAACAGCCAGAUACCCAGCAAUCUCAGAGCGCCACCAGGCGUCUGGGCUGAAGACAAUCCUCCGGGAUUAGCCAUCAAUAUACCACCUAUCAUAGUCAAAUUAAAGCCUUUCGCAACGCCAGUGUCCAUAAGACAAUAUCCCUUACCACGCCAAGCGGUGGAAGGCAUACAAAAGCACUUGGACCGCUUGCUCAACUAUGGACUACUCAAACCCUGCCAAUCUGAGUGGAACACCCCUCUACUACCGGUCAAAAAGCCUCAGACCAAUGACUACCGUCCGGCACAGGACCUCAGGGUCGUCAACCAAGCUACAGAGACCCUACACCCCAACGUGCCCAACCCCUAUACCUUGCUGAGUCUCAUUCCACCUGAAGCCACCUUCUUCACCGUCCUAGACCUCAAAGACGCCUUUUUCUGUUGCCGCCUGGCCCCCCAAAGCCAACCCCUUUUCGCCUUCCAGUGGGAGGACCCAGUAACUGGUACGAAGGGGCAGCUUACCUGGACGCGACUUCCCCAAGGCUUUAAGAACUCUCCCACUCUUUUUGGGACAGCUUUAGCAAAAGACUUGGCCAAGUACCCUUCCAUACCUGGCCACAAGGUGGUGCUCCAAUACGUUGAUGACAUCAUACUGGCUGCAGUGGACUAUGAAACCUGUAGGGAGGGCACUGAAGAAUUGCUCCACCUGCUGUGGGAGGCGGGAUACAAAGUUUCCCGGAAGAAAGCUCAAUUAUGUCAAAAAGAAGUGAAGUAUUUAGGUUUUGAUGUGUCACACCAGCAGAGGGCACUGCGACCCGAGCGAAAGGAAGCUAUUUGCUGCAUGAAGGAACCCACCACCAGAAAACAGUUGCGAGGGUUCCUAGGAGCAGCAGGGUUUUGCAGAAUCUGGAUUCCAGGCUUCAGUAUUUUAGCAAAACCCCUCAACGAAAGCACCCGAGGCGGAGAAAGAGACCCUUUUGAGUGGGGACCAGCACAGCAAGAAGCUUUUGAAACCAUUAAACAAUGUCUCAUGGCCGCACCAGCCCUGGGUUUGCCAAACCCCGGGAAAGAGUUUCAACUAUUUGUGCAUGAACAGAAGGGUGUGGCAGCCGGAGUCUUAACCCAGAAGCUAGGAAGCUGGAACCGGCCAGUCGCCUACCUUUCCAAACAAUUAGACCCCACAGCGAAGGGAUGGCCACCCUGUCUGCGAGCGGUGGCGGCCACAGCCACCCUGGUCGAAGAAGCGGGCAAGUUCACAUUUGGCCAGGAGAUGUACGUAAAUGUGCCCCACGCGGUUCUCACCCUCAUGGAAUUAAAAGGCAACUAUUGGCUAACCAAUCCUCGCAUGGCCAAGUACCAAGGACUCCUAUGCGAGAAUCCCAGGAUACAUUUACGAGUUGUCAACACCCUCAACCCAGCUACUCUACUGCCCCUGCCAGACACAGACAGUGUGGAACACCAUGAUUGUCUCCAAGUCAUGGAUGAGGUCUACUCCAGCAGACCGGAUCUGAAGGAUGAGCCACUGAAGAAUCCAGACGUUGUAUAUUACACAGAUGGCAGUAGCUUCAUUUUGGACGGCGUUCGGAAAGCGGGGUAUGCUGUAGUGACCAAUGAGGAAGUGGUGGAAGCGGAACCCUUGUCUCCCGGUACCUCUGCCCAGAAGGCUGAACUGAUUGGACUGACCAGGGCCCUGCAAUUGGCAGCUGGAUGCAAGGCGAAUAUCUACACUGAUUCCAAAUACGCCUUCUUGACCCUGCAUGCGCAUGGAGCCCUCUGGAAGGAGCGCGGCCUGAUUGGGAGCCACGGGAAAGCCCUGAAAUACGGUCCAGAAGUUGAGACGUUACUGGAAGCUGUAUGGGGCCCCGAAGAGAUUGCGGUGAUGCAUUGCAAAGGCCAUGGGAGAGGCCGGGACUUGGUCACUAAAGGCAACCAUAAGGCAGAUAAAGCAGCUCGUGAAGCAGCUCUGAAACCCCCGCCAGUGGUCGCUGCCGCCCUUAUCCCGGAACUCACUCCGGACGAUGUGAAGCCGUGUUAUACCCUUGAUGAACAACAGUGGGCGCGCCAAGAGGGAGCCACGCUCCGAGAAGGAUGGUUUCGCUUACCAGACAACCGUGUCCUCGUGCCCCAGCAUCUAGCCAGUGUAAUUGUCAAGAACUACCACGAGUCCACUCAUUUAGGCAGCCCAGCUGCUAAAGCACACCUUGGGAGAAUAUUCUACAUCCCCAACCUAUCCCAACUAACUGCUGCUAUCUCUCAAAAGUGUGUCUUAUGUGCCAAGAACAACCCAAGGCAAGGUCACCUUCCUCCACCAGGCAUACAACACGUGGGCUACAUCCCCAUGGAAAGCCUUAUAGUGGACUACACUGAACUGCCUCCAGCUAGGGGCCUCAAAUACUUACUUGUGUUUGUCUGUACGCUGACAGGCUGGAUAGAGGCCUAUCCUACCAGAACCGAGAAGGCCCGGGAGGUGACCAAGAAAUUGUUGAAUGAGAUCAUACCCCGAUUUGGCCUCCCCAGAAGUAUUGGUAGUGACAACGGCCCUGCCUUCAUUGAUAAAGUGGUGCAAGAAGUGUGCAAGGCGCUGCAGAUCAACUGGAAGCUACACGCAGCCUACCGACCCCAGAGUUCCGGAAAGACCGAGCGGAUGAACCGCACCCUGAAGACCCACUUGGCCAAGCUGACCCAAGAGACAGGACUCAACUGGAUAGAUGUCCUGCCCAUUGCCUUAUUUCGAAUCCGAAGUGCCCCAACCAAAAGACUGCGUCUGUCACCCUUUGAACUCUUGUAUGGCAGACCGCCCCCCUUCGUCAGAGACAUCCCCGCCAGUUUGGGGCGGGUGGGAGAUCACAUCACCCAGGAACAAGUGCAAUCCCUGUCCCGUGUGUUUGCUUCCCUUUCCAGGUAUUCCCUCGAGCGCACGCCGUGCAGCCUCGCUGAGCCGGUCCACCAGUUCCAACCGGGUGACAGUGUCUACGUGAAGGAGUGGAGGCACGACCCCCUCAUCCCCAAGUGGCGAGGUCCGUACACCGUCCUCCUGUCUACCCCAACUGCGGUGAAAGUAGCCGAGGUGAUCCCCUGGGUGCAUCACACGCGUCUGAAGAAAUCAGAGGGUGUCUGGACGUGCAAAGGACAUCCUGCUGACCCUCUGAAGCUGACUCUCUCAAAAAACCCCUGUGUCUGACGCUACCGGAAAUGCGUUAGGCCACGGGCAUCGAGACCCUGCGACUGAUCACCACCUUGUGUCUGACGCGACCGGAGCGCGUUGGGCCACGGGCAACAGGAUCCGGCGACUUCUCAUCAUAAGGACAUUCACAAAGACUCUCUCUUCUUUCUCUCCUAUUUUCUUUACUGUAUGUUUUAUGGACCUGUACCUUACCGAGCCUUACCGCCCCUACUGGCCAGCUGACCUCUGCUACGAGUGGUUCGUCCUGCCGGUGGUAAGAGAAGGCGUACUAGUUGGUAGCUGGGUGCGUGGGUCGACGGAGGUAGUAGCACUGAAACAUCCCUUUCUUCCCCUGUGGGUCCUGGUCCACGACACCGAACACCGCACGUGGGUACUUCUCAUACGUGAACUUACAGAAACGGUCGAAAUCUAUCGAGUUUCAGACCGUUCUUGUUGUGGGGGGAGGAUAUCCAGCUGGCUAUCGGGAGGUAGAGCCUUAUACCAACCCCACUUGAUAGACGAGGCCCUCCACUUGGUCGGUGUGCUGCAUCGCGAGGCAGAACAACAUACCAACCCCCUUUGGAAUCAACUGCUACAUCAGGAGGUGGAGCGGCAUACCGGCGGGUAUACCAGGCCCUAAUCUUGACCCAGGGGUGCAUGGGAGGGUGUCCGAACCAAAGGCACAUUGAAAUUGCUGGACAAGUACCAAUAAAUCCGGCAGUCCCACCUGUGACUAUUGUGGUGGCUCGGACCUCCCACAAGCCCAGAAUAACACCUGAACUAUUGGGCCUGGUAACUCCACACCUAGUACCCUUGGAUGUGGCAGGGUAUUCCUGUGGCUGCAUAAGGGUGGCCACCCCAGGAUUCCAGCCUCCAUUUGCCCUGAUCAGAGGUCACGGAGGUGACCGCCACCCAGCAGGCCCAGCAGGGAGACAGACAGAGCACAUUUUUCCGGAAGAAUCCAGACACUGGUAUAGACCCUGGAACGCUGACGGCCAGGAGAUAGCGGAGAUCCUGGACAUUGCAUACCUGCAGGCCCAGGCAGGACUCCGCCGGUGGUAUUUGGGCAAUUAGGGGUCAAGAAGCCCUUCUCAUAUGCAAAGGCGACCCUCCCCUUUAGACCCAUAUCAAGAGGACUGGUCGGAGCAACAGUGUUACAAGUGGUUUGCCCGACCAGUUGACCGCCGAGGCUUCCGUCUGCAAGAAGGGACGUUACGGUGUGGCCACCAUAGAUUCAUCCUCCGUGAACACCCCCACGUUCCUUUGUGGCUGCUCUACAGGGCUACAGAGGUUCAGGAGUGGGCUUAUCGACCCUUCCUCCUGAUCCGGGGAAUAGGACCAGCCUUCGAAUUUUACAGAGUCUUUUGCCAUCCCUACAGCACCCGAGGCCUAGCAGUAUAUCUGUCCCAGGCAGACGCUUUCCCCUGUGUUGAGUGGGAACGUCUCGUGUGUAGGCGCUGUGCACGCCACAGUAGGGCCAGAAGUUAGAGGCCCCAUGCCCUGGCCUUGGUGGGCCACCCUCCUUUUUGCUUGCGGGAUUGCCCUUUUUGUAGCAUUUCUGUG
Podarcis muralis (Common wall lizard) is the source of this 6723-nucleotide messenger RNA. The record is from RefSeq and is a predicted model, not a curated record. Lineage: Eukaryota; Metazoa; Chordata; Lepidosauria; Squamata; Lacertidae.